Messenger RNA from Nicotiana attenuata, 1400 nucleotides. RefSeq names its product polygalacturonase-like. Bases 37 to 1230 code for a protein of 397 amino acids. Lineage: Eukaryota; Viridiplantae; Streptophyta; Magnoliopsida; Solanales; Solanaceae. Gene Ontology annotation, molecular function: polygalacturonase activity. Gene Ontology annotation, biological process: carbohydrate metabolic process. The transcript has 4 exons. The record is from RefSeq and is a predicted model, not a curated record.
ACCCCACCCCCCAACCAAACCUAAAGAAACAAGAUAAUGAGGAAAAUGAGUUUACUAGAAAACCUCCCACUUUUUUUCAUAGUCUUCUUCUUGAUCUUGAACUCUUCCAUUGCUGCAACUGCAAUAUAUAAUGUCAAAAACUAUGGAGCAAAAUCAAAUGGAAAAAUCGAUUCAUCCAAAGCUUUUCUGAGUGCAUGGGCUGCAGCAUGUGCAUCUUCUAGCCCUGCCACCAUUUACGUGCCAAAGGGAAGUUACUUGCUUAAAAGUGCAUAUUUUCUAGGUGAAACAUGCAAGAGUAAUGCUAUUACCUUACACAUUGAUGGCACUAUAUUAGCUCCAUCGGAUUAUAAUGUUAUUCGGAAUGAAGAAAAUUGGAUCAAAUUUGAAAGAGUUACUGGAGUUUCCAUAUAUCGUGGAACCUUAGAUGGACAAGGUGCUAGUCUUUGGGCUUGCAAAAACUCUAGCAAGAAUUGUCCUCAAGGAACAAUGGGACUUACUUUUUCCAACUCCAGCAACAUAGAUAUAAGCGGAUUAACAUCGAAAAACAGUCAAAUGUUCCACAUAUUGGUAGAUAAUUGUCAUAAUGUGAAGCUACAAGGAGUAAAGGUAUCAGCUCCAGGAAACAGUCCCAACACCGAUGGUAUUCACGUCCAAUAUUCGUCUAAAGUCACCAUUAUGAACUCUCAUAUUGGAACUGGAGAUGAUUGUAUCUCAAUUGGCCCUGGAACCUCCAACUUAUGGAUUGAAAACAUUGCCUGUGGCCCUGGCCAUGGAAUAAGCAUUGGGAGUUUAGGCUGGGAACUAGAAGAGCCUGGAGUUCAAAAUGUUACAGUUAAAACAGUCGCGUUCAGUGGAACACAAAAUGGAUUGAGAGUAAAAACAUGGGCAAGAUCAAGCAAUGGCUUUGUCAGAAAUGUUCUCUUCCAGCAUAUAGUUAUGGCUAACGUUCAAAACCCUAUCAUCAUAGACCAAAAUUAUUGCCCUAACAAUGAAAAUUGCCCUCAUCAGGGCUCGGGUGUGAAAAUCAGCAACGUAAAGUAUCAAGACAUACGCGGUACAUCUGCUACGGAAGUUGCAGUGAAAUUUGAUUGUAGCAAAAAAUAUCCAUGCAGUGGCAUAGCACUAGAAGAUAUAAAUCUUAGUUAUAGAGAUCAACCAGCUGAAACUUCUUGUGUUAAUGCUGGAGGAAGAGCUUCUGGUUCUGUAAAACAAACUAGUUGCUUAGGUUAGAAAAUAGAGAUUAAGUCUACAUCUGUGCAAAAUCGUGCAUUUGGAUAAUGAGUUGAUAUUUGCUAAUUAUAAACAGGAAAGCCGGUAGACAUUAUAUUAAUACAGAAUGAAAGUUCAGAAGUGGCAGUUAUUUGUAAACCAGGUUUAAAAAUCAAAAUUAUCUUUAGUAU